Messenger RNA from Odontomachus brunneus, 1025 nucleotides. Its product is annotated as mitochondrial inner membrane protease subunit 1-like. The record is from RefSeq and is a predicted model, not a curated record. Gene Ontology annotation, cellular component: mitochondrial inner membrane peptidase complex; membrane. The transcript has 4 exons. Bases 224 to 685 code for a protein of 153 amino acids. Gene Ontology annotation, molecular function: serine-type endopeptidase activity. Lineage: Eukaryota; Metazoa; Arthropoda; Insecta; Hymenoptera; Formicidae.
ACGAUCCGAGCGCGAGCCCGAGAGUCGCCGACGAUUCCCGAUUAAGGCCACGGGGACAAUUUUCGCGAGGGAGAAAGAGAGAGAGGGAGAUUGAUCGCACAGCGUGUCGCGGCGGUCGCAGAACCAGUUCGCGCUCCAGUUCGCGGUUAUGCAUUUAGUGAGGAUCCGAUGAAGAAGAACGUUUUGUGUGAAUCGUCGUCGAUUGAUCUUCACAUGUGUGGUAAUGGCAAAGUUGAGUAAAUUUAUUCCUAAAAUUGUACGCGGGUUCGUGCAAUGUGCAUGCGUGACGUACUGCGCGUACGAAUACGUUGGAGAUAUUAUCAUGUGUGCUGGACCAUCUAUGGAACCUACACUAUAUGCCAAUGAUAUAUUGUUUGUGGAACGAAUAUCUGUGAGAUUGCAAAGACUCAACAAAGGUGACAUUGUUAUUUCUAAGUGUCCCUACAAUCCAAAGGAAAAUAUAUGCAAGCGGAUUGUAGGUUUGCCAGGAGAUAAAAUUAGGAAUGGUCUUAGUGUAACAACGGUACCUUAUGGACAUAUGUGGUUAGAGGGAGACAACAGCAGUAAUUCAACAGAUUCUCGGAUAUAUGGACCAGUACCUCAAGGAUUAUUGCGUGGAAGGGCUUUAUGUAAAAUAUUCCCAUUCGGUGAUAUAACUUUGUUCACAACGAAACACAUGACCUAAAUUGAUCAUAUGUGCGUGAUAUAGAUAUCUAUUUUUAUCAACAAGAUAUUGAUGAAAAUAUCCAGUACAUUAUUUCAGUUAAAUUACAGUCCCUGGUUGUGGUUAUAAUUGAGUUCCUUGGAAAUUCUUUGGAUAGUUAUUAAAUUUGUAUAAAUUUAUUGUUCCUUGAUAUCUCCAAGAGAAGAUGCAUGUUUUACUUAUUAAGAUCUGAUAAUAUAAAUUUAUUAUAUAUUUUGAAAUGUAUAUCAUGCAAAGGAUCUUUUUUAAGUCAUCUGCUUGAUAUUUGUAAGUUAUCAAUUUGAAGAGCAAUAAAUUGUACAUGUUAUUUUUUUAUAAUAUA